CUCUCGGAGGACGCAGGCAGCCAAGCAGCUCGCGGGCGCUGCUGACCGAUGCCAAUGCAGUGCCGGGUGAUUUCCUGUAACGGGGGGGGGGAAGCGGUGUUUAUUUUUCAAAUGUAUUUUCUCAUAUGAAUUUGAUCCUGUUUUGACGGUAAGAAAGAAAGCGUGCGUCUGUGGUGAGAAAGUGUGAGAAGAACACACUUGACAACAGGAAGAGACAAAAGGACCCGCUGUGUUUUUUUCUUCUUCUCCUUCAUUUGCAUACGAGCUUAUGAUGAAUGUGAUCAUGUUAUGAUUAUUUAUGAUUAGUCUUGGAGGAUUUGGGACACGUCGAUGGAGAGUUGCUCAUUUAACAAUUUGGAGCGAGUUGUCACUUGGGAUUAAUAAUAGAGGCCUUGUUUGUUUGCUAUUAAGCAAGUGGACGGCGCAGGCGUCAGCCAAACUGGUGCGCGUGUAAACAAAGCCAGUCACCGCACAUGCUCUUUUCUCUCACCUUCUUCCUGUGGAGGAUCAUCGGACAUUUGUCCGUCAUGAUCAGCUCAGACCGUCUCACGGUGCCCGAAUACGUCAGCCGAGUCCAGGGAGGGAGGAGCGGCUCCGGGGGUGGCGAGGAGCAGCAGCAGCAGCAGCGGAGAGCGGUAUCCCCGGGGAUCCACGCCGACGUGCAAGCGGCUCUGGACGGUUCUCUCCCCGCGCUGCGUUCCGCCAUCCAGCGGCUCAAACGCGCCAAGGAAACGUCCGAUUCCGACGAGACGCGCGGGGCUAUCGCGGAGAUCUUCCGGCUGGUGGAGGAGGCCUGGGUUCUGCCCGCCGUGGGGCGUCAGGUGGCCGAAGAGAUCUGCAACAGAAUCCGGCUGGAUGGAGGCCUGGAGCUCCUGCUGCAGCUCCAGCAGACACCUGCUGUGGAGAUCACCUACGAGUCUGCUAAACUACUGGAGCAGAUACUGGUCUCAGACAACAGAGAUUACGUAGCCCGUUUGGGGUUGGGGGUCAUCUUCAACCUGACUCGGCAACAGGAAGAUGCCCAGCUGGCUCGCAGCGUGUCAGGAAUCUUGGAGCACAUGUUCAAACACACCGAGGAGACGUCCGUGCAGCUCAUCACCAACGGCGCUCUGGAUGCUCUGCUGUACUGGUGCAGGGGCACGGACCCCACCGUGCUGCGUCACUGCGCUGUGGCCUUGGCCAACUGCGCCAUGUACGGAGGCCACCGCUGCCAGAGAUUGAUGAUCGAGAAGCAGGCCGCCGAAUGGCUCUUCCCUCUGGCCUUCUCCAAAGAGGAUGAACUCAUCCGCUUCCACGCGUGCCUGGCCGUCACCGUAUUGGCGGCCAACAGAGAAAUUGAGAAGGAGGUGGUGAAAUCCGGCACGCUGGAGCUGGUGGAACCCUUCAUCGCAUCUCUGGAUCCGGACAAUUUUGCUCGGAGUUUAUCGGACAGUGCCGACUGCAUGCAGGGGAAGACGGCCUCCGACCUGCAGCACCUCCUGCCGCUGCUGGAUGGAACGAGACUGGAGGGCAAGUGCAUCGCGGCCUUCUACCUUUGCGUUGAGACCAGCAUCAAGUCCCGUCAACACAACACCAAGAUUUUCCAAGAGAUUGGAGCGGUGCAGAGCCUGAAAAGAAUUGUCAUGUACUCCAGCAAUGGCACGGCCUGCUCCCUGGCCAAGCGGACGCUGAGAAUGAUGGGAGAGGAAGUGCCCAAGCGCAUUCUGUCCAGCGUGCCCAACUGGAAGACGUGCGAGGUGCAGACCUGGCUGCAGCAGGUCGGCUUCAGCGCUUUCUGCGACCGCUUCCAGGAGCUCCAGGUAGAUGGAGAUCUUCUCCUGAACAUCACAGAGCAAGACCUGAGCACAGACCUCGGCAUGACUGCUGGCCUCUGCCGCAAGAGGUUCCUAAGAGACCUACGCGUGCUAAAAACGUAUGCCAACUACGCCACGUGCGACCCGCACAAUAUGGCUGACUGGCUGACAGAGGCGGACCCUCGUUUCCGCCAGUACACGUACGGCCUCGUGCAGUCGGGCGUGGACCGCAAUAACAUCCGAAGCCUGACGGAUCAGCAGCUCCUACACGACUGCCAGAUACUCAACGGAGUCCACCGGGCCAAGAUCCUGGCGGCCAGCCGCAAGCCGCUGAGACCCUGCAACACAGACUCCCAGCCUUCGGGACCGGAUGUGUUCAUCAGCUACCGCAGGACUACCGGAUCACAACUGGCAAGUCUUCUAAAGGUGCACCUACAGGUUCGAGGAUUCAGUGUCUUCAUAGAUGUGGAGAAGCUGGAGGCUGGGAAAUUUGAGGACAAACUGAUUCAGAGUGUCCAGCGGGCUCGGAACUUCAUCUUGGUCCUGUCUGCCAACGCUCUGGACAAGUGCAUGGGGGACACGGCUAUGAAAGAUUGGGUUCAUAAGGAAAUAGUCACAGCCUUGGCUGGUAAGAAGAACAUUGUUCCAGUCACGGAUAACUUCGCAUGGCCCGACCCAAUGUCUUUGCCACAGGAUAUGAGAUCAAUUCUCAAAUUCAAUGGCAUCAAGUGGUCGCAUGAAUAUCAGGAGGCAUCAAUAGAGAAGAUCCUACGCUUUCUCAAGGGAAACCAAGACCUCCUGGAUAGCUCCAAAGAGCAGAAGAAGAAAUGAACACAUCGAGGCUAGAAUAGCUCUUAACUGAUUCCAAAAUCCAGUGGCCAGAAGCCUUCUCCUGCUCAGCCCAUGCGCAUGUGAAGCUAACUUGACAAUGUUAAAAGCUUAUAGGAAUAAUAGAUUGCAAAGAAUAACAUGAAUUCUUUACAGAUUGUGCAUAAAAACUGUGACCCCUUAUUGUUAUUGUGUUAUCAGGUACUAUGUAUGCCUUUUUUUGGUCUCAGGAACAGUAAAUGGAUUAACACGUCAGUCAGUCAGUAUGGUUAAUAUACUCAUAGCAUCAGAAUAUCAUAUAAUCCAUGAAACUACCUGGUCAUAGUAUGUGAUCCUAUUGUCCACAGCAUUAACUUUAUCUGUUAAGUAAGUAUUGAUCGGCCAGGCAAUAUGCAUUGUUGUCCCCUCAUCUGUGUAUUUAAGGGAAGGAACUAUACUGUCCAGACAGAACUCAAAGAUAAAGUACAUGUCUAUAGACCUGUUGUCACCCACAGUUGCCAUCUACAAUGAGAAGAGGAUGGAUUUAAUUUGUCAGAUACUAUAUUUUAUUUUUCAAUUAAACCGCUACAGCCUGACAAACAUUCUGUUGAGCAUUAUU
Molecule: messenger RNA, 3219 nt
Organism: Phycodurus eques (leafy seadragon)
Lineage: Eukaryota; Metazoa; Chordata; Actinopteri; Syngnathiformes; Syngnathidae
Gene: sarm1
Product: sterile alpha and TIR motif containing 1
Exons: 8
Coding region: 474-2624 (716 amino acids)
Biological process (GO): response to axon injury; negative regulation of MyD88-independent toll-like receptor signaling pathway; signal transduction
Cellular component (GO): dendrite
Molecular function (GO): NAD+ nucleosidase activity; signaling adaptor activity; protein binding
Source: RefSeq, a predicted model, not a curated record